This is a messenger RNA of Polypterus senegalus (gray bichir), 3797 nucleotides long. RefSeq names its product EMILIN-2-like. Lineage: Eukaryota; Metazoa; Chordata; Cladistia; Polypteriformes; Polypteridae. Gene Ontology annotation, molecular function: protein binding. Bases 201 to 3482 code for a protein of 1093 amino acids. The record is from RefSeq and is a predicted model, not a curated record. The transcript is spliced from 9 exons.
UAAUUACUCCGGAACUCCCAGAAAGUCCUUCAGUUGCCUGCUCUAAAGUUGUUGAGAGCGGAUCGUACCUCCUUCUCCACCGAUUUGCAUUGGUGGGGCUUCAACUCCAGGCGCCGCCGCUCUGGGAUUAACUUCGGUUUCGCUUUCUCCCCUCGGUUUUAAGGAUUUCAUCUGCAUGCUCCUGUCACCUAACUGCGACGAUGAAUAAGAUGCGGGCAUCUGCGGGAAUGCACGUUGCGCUUUCCCUGCUUAUCGGAGGAUCACUCAUUUGUGCGACCCCUUCCUCCCCGAGGUAUAGCCUGUUUUCAGCGGGAGCCGCUUACUCCAGUUCGGCAACCAAACCCGGGACUCGAAACAAGAACUGGUGCGCAUUUGUCAUCAACAAGAACGUGAGUUGCGCGGUGUUCGACAGGACGGAGACCUCCGCGCACGCAGAGUACGCACCCUGCCCGGCACAUGAAAUCAACUGCCACCCCAUGGUGAGAUAUCGCACCCACAUCACACCUAUUUACAAAAUAGCUUACAAGACGGUGACUGAACUGGAAUGGAGAUGUUGCCCAGGUUAUAAAGGUAUCGACUGCUCAGAGAGCAAAGAAGCUCCACCAAGACCAGCAGUCCGUGGCCCACAUUCAUCCACAACAUCAGAAGAAGACAAAGAAAAGCCCACUUUAAAUGUUGAACCCCAGAGCAAUCAAGGAGAAAAAAUCCGCGUCCUUGAGGAAGAGGUUCACCGUUUAACACAGACAGUGUUGGACCUGCAGUCUGCCAUGACAGGAAUUAAUGAUAACCUAAGGGUGAACAUUCAAGAAGAUACCAGUAAAAUGUUAGUAACACUACUGAACAAUUUGAGGGGUCCAGACAGUGCAUUGGGUGGAGGAACAGAAAGCAUUAACGUCCAAGGUUUUGGAUACGGCAAGGAAAGAGAAGAACUCGAUGAGAUCCUGACUUCUUUAAAUGAUGUGAGGGACACCCUGAAGAGCAAAAGCGAAAUGCUUGAUGAUCUAAAUGGCAAGGUGAACGGCCAUGAGGGUCAACUAAAACAUCUGAUGGAAUCAGCUCAAGAAGUGCACGGAACUGUUUCAUCCUUCGACAUUUACAAAGCUUACAUUGACAGCAAAUUUGAUGCACUGCGUGAUGAAAUGCUGGAAGGAAUCGAGACAAAGAUGGGUGAUCUGAAGAAUUCGUGUGAGUAUAAAAUUCUUUCUGUUCAACAGCAGUGUGAAGACCAGGAGAGCAGCUACAAUGGGCUUGUGGAAUUGUUAGAUGUUAAGGAGGCAGAUUUUAAAAAAGAAAUAGACGAUCUGAAGUCAGAGAUGCAAACACUUAAUGGGGCUCAGAAGGCAAACUGUUGUGCAUCAGUGCUCCAACCUGGUGAAAAUCUGAGUGACUUAAACAAAAAAAUUGAAAGAGUAGCUGAAGCCAACCAAGCCCUCAAUGCAAGAAUGGACAAUGAAUUAGUGCGCUUUUCAACUCUCCACCUGGAGGACAUUUUUGGUGAGCGGCUGGAAGAUCUUGAGUCUAGAAUUAACGUCACAGAAAAAAAUGCGGAAGUGCACUGCAUUUACAUAGAAGAUAAACUUGUCAAAUACAUUAAGGAAGAGGUUGAUGAUCUCAGGGACUUGCUUGACCAACGACUUAAAACUGCAGAAGAGCAGUACAACAACCUACUGGUUGGAAUAAACAACAGCACUGUCAGUGGGCUAGAUAUUGAUAUGGCUUUGACAUUGCAGAAUGAGAUGAUCUCAAGUAAAGACCUCAUUAGCAGUGAGAUGGAAAAGAUACAGAGCAGGCUUAAUGGACUGGAGACCCUCUGUAUGAAUGGGUGCAAGUCAAACGCCAAAGACAUGGAGAAUGUCCUGAGAGGCUUCAAUCAGAGUUUAAAUGAUCUGCAGCUGAGAAAUGAAGCCAAUGCUGCCAUGAUACAGACACUGGGUGACACUGUCCAGAAGGACCUGGGUUUACUUCGGCAUAAUACUCAGAUGGCUCGCAAUAUACAGACUGACCUUGUGACCUCCUUGCAAGGGGAUGUCGGCAUCUUGAGAGGUACCAUCGAAGACUUAGGAGAUGCUAUAAUUCAAUACAGGGAGGAUCUAUUGCUUAUUAACUCUACCUGUGGCCUGAAUGAGCAGACCUGCAUGGAGAAGUUUGAUAAAAAACUGGAAGUCUUAGACAAUCGGUUGUCUGAUAUACUAAUAAAUGAGAGUCAGAUCAAUGAUCUGAAAGACAAGCUGAGCCAACUUAGCUCUCAAGUUACAGCAGAGCUCAGUCAGUGCAAAGAAAACACCCAAGGCAUACAAAAGGAGGUGUCAAAUGUGGACAAUAGGGUGUCUAAUGUGGAGAAUAUGUGCACUAAACUGGAUGGAAUAUCAGGAAGCUUGCAGCGCAUCAAAGAAGGCCUCAACAAACAUGUCACAAGUCUGUGGACCUGUGUGCACCAGAUCAAUGGCACUUUGAGAUCCCACAGCAAGGACAUUUCAGGAAUCAAGGAUUCGGUCCUGAAGUUUCAAGCAGAGGUCUCUGGAAUCGCUAACAACAUUAAGGAGCUCAUUGAAAGUCCAAGCGUUUCAGAUAAAGGCCAUCCAGAAACUUCUGAAAAAAGACCUCCCGAAGCAGAUGUUCCAAGGCAACCUGAAGGGAAAAUCCCCAAACCCACAGCAGGCAAUGGUCCAGUCCCCCCCAUAUCAACUGUACCCUUGCAACCUGAACCAUCCGGACCUAAACCCAAUGGAUCACUGCCUCCUAAAAGGCAGCCACCGCAAAUCCCUGUCAGAACACCGGAGCGGAAGGUUAUCAUGGAGGCAGGAGAAGCAGGACCUCCAGGAACAAUGCGGAAGACAGCAUCUGCGGUUCCAGAGGGAACGGAUGGCUUCAUGACUGAAAUUAAAGGGUUUGCUGGAGCACCAGGCUAUUCACGUGCUGCCACACCGACUUCCUAUCAGCCAAGCAUAAUUCCAGUUGCAGGUCGCCUGCCACUUAAGACGACUUCCUAUCGGCCAAAUGUAAUUCCAGGAAACAGUGCUUAUGGAGCAGAGCCAUUCUCCUUCUCCGUCGGCCUCACUCAGAAGCCUUUUCCUGGUGACUCUGGGGUGGUCCGCUUCAAUAAGGUCCUUGUCAAUGAUGGAGGACACUAUAACCCGCUCACAGGUAUUUUCACAGCACCUUACAAUGGGAGAUACCUGUUUGGUGCGGUUUUGGCCCCAGAGCGUGAUGAACGUGUGGAAGCCAUGCUAUUAGUCUCCAAUGAAAGUGUUGUGCGACUGGAUACAUCCGGCUAUAGAAGAGAACUGCUCGAGUACAAUAAACCACGUUUAGUGAGACAGGCCUGUGGUGGUGUCGGCUCUUUCAAUGUAAUUCUGAACCUGAAGCAGGGAGAUGAAGUGAGUCUAGUGUUGACAGCCGGCAAGCUGGCUUAUGCAGAGUCCAGUGAAACCUUUUCCACAUUUAGUGGUGUCUUCCUCUAUCCGCCUACAACCCAAAGAUAGCAGAGAAAAGAAAAACCGAGCCGAAAUACAGUCUGUUAGAUCCAAAGGAAUUUUUUUGAUACCGUAAAUCCCAAAAGUUGGAUGUUCAACCACUCGACCCUCCUGUAUGAUGAUGUCUUCUAUUGUCAGGACAGCAAUAUGGAUUGUGCACUGCCCCACAGAGCUGCUGUACUGUUCGUUUGAAAUGCAUUAUUAAGCCACACGCUGUUCAGAAUGUCACAGAAAUAUCUUCCUUGAUUAGUUCUCUAAUAUUUUGAGUGACAGGAGCUUCAAAGUUAGGGGCAAAAUUCCACUCAAAUGACUGUACUGUACAAU